Gadus morhua (Atlantic cod) is the source of this 921-nucleotide messenger RNA. RefSeq names its product olfactory receptor 52K1-like. The record is from RefSeq and is a predicted model, not a curated record. The coding region runs from base 1 to 921 and encodes 306 amino acids. Gene Ontology annotation, molecular function: odorant binding; G protein-coupled receptor activity; olfactory receptor activity. Gene Ontology annotation, cellular component: membrane. Gene Ontology annotation, biological process: detection of chemical stimulus involved in sensory perception of smell; G protein-coupled receptor signaling pathway. Lineage: Eukaryota; Metazoa; Chordata; Actinopteri; Gadiformes; Gadidae. The transcript has a single exon.
AUGGAUGUUCAUUACAACAUUACAUAUAUUAUACUUGGAGGGCAUGUACAGCUUUCAAAAUAUAGAUGUAUAUAUUUCUCAAUUACUUUCCUGCUCUUCAUUCUAAUUAUCUGCAGUAAUACUAUUGUUUUAUAUGUCAUCUAUGUACAUGAAAGCCUUCACAAACCCAUGUAUAUUUUUGUUGCUGCUUUGCUAAUGAACGCCCUAUUUGGAAGCAUGACCAUCUAUCCCAAACUUCUUGUGGAUCUACUUUCAGCAACCCAAACAAUAUCCCUCCCUGCCUGCCGGUUACAGAGCUUUUUAAUAUACUUGUACGCUGGUUGCGAAUUCACACUGUUAUCAGCGAUGGCUUUUGAUAGGUAUGUUUCCAUAUGCAGACCUCUCCAAUACCACUCCUUGGUGAGGCCACAAAUUGUCAAAUUAUUUUUGGUUUUGGCCAUUUGUUUGCCCACUUGCAAAUUGGGAAUUGGCAUGAUUUAUUCGGCUCAUUUAGGCCUAUGCAAGUUUGUGUUAAUGAGAAUUACCUGUGAUAACUAUUCCCUUGUCAAAGCGGGGUGUGGGGACUCUUCUGUAAUUAAUGCAUAUGGAUUUUUUGUAAUGGUAUUUUCGGUAAUGCCACAUCUUGUAUUUAUUCUGUUUUCUUACACAAGAAUAUUUAUAAUUUGUCUGAGGAGCUCAAGAGAUUUCAGGAGAGGAGCUCUUAACACGUGUCUCCCCCAUCUUGUUAUAUUGAUGAACUUCACCAUAAUCAUUUUGUUUGAGGUCAUUCAAACCAGAAUCCCUUCUGGCAUACCGCAUAUUGUUCGUCUUAUAGUAUCUCUCCUGUAUGUUAUGAUUCCUCCUCUCUUCAAUCCUCUCAUGUAUGGAUUUAAAAUGCAAGAGAUAUCUCAACGUCUUGUAGCACUAUUCAAGCAGAAAUAA